AUGACUGGAUGAGACCAAAGUGGAUUUUGUCCAUGCAAUAUCGCUUAUCGGGAUCAUCCAUUGGUGACCAGAAAUCCCGUCCUUGCCAAAAGAUUACGCUUCAACCCGGAACGUUUUGUAGACACUCCAACGGAUACAUUUGGCGAGAUUGAGUUCCCAUCAAACACUUACGUUUCCGAGUACGUGCGUAUUUCAGAGGAGACCGCGUUGCACAACCUAAUGACUUUAUGCGGAACAGUUUGGGCGAUGCCAAGACCCCAACUUAUACUGUCUUUCUACGGAGAUGAAAUUCUUUCAACAGCGAGCAAAGAAAAUUUGCGGAAAUUGAUAUGGAAGAGCAGUGACAGUACACUGACCUGGAUAUUGACCGAUGGUCUUCAGCGUGGUAUCUCGCCCGUAGUGUCUAGCGCAAUCAAAGAGUACAUUGAAGCCUAUGGAUCCGGUCUUGUCGAAGCACUUGGCAUAGUGCCAUGGCGAAAAAUUUAUGGUGCGUCUGAACUCGCCUCAGAGUCAUUUGUGGGCAGAUAUCCGGCUCCUUACACGAACACAAACGAUCAAAUUGGAGCGCAUGAACCUCUGGAUGAUAACAUUACACAUUACUUGUUUGUAGACACGAAAAGUAAAUCAUCCACCGAACGAACACUACUGUUCCGGACCAAGUUUGAAAAGUUUCUCCGUGAGAUGACAAAUGAAGUGGAUGAAGAAAGGCGACAUGGUUUCAGUCAAACUAAAUUGCAAAUGUGUGGGAUAUUGUCAGGAGGAGAUGAGGCAACUCUGACCGCGAUUCACAGUUCCGUCCAGGAUGGUAUGCCAUUUGUACUAAUAAAGAAUACUGGUGGCUUGGCCGAUAUUCUCGUGGAUUGCAUCAAUGACACCGAGGUUGGAGAACGAAAUCGCCGAAAGAAAGCUGUCACGGAGGGUUCCCAAGAAAGUGAAAUGUUCCGUCUCUCCCCAGCAAACAUUCACCAAACUGUGGUAUCCUAUUGGGAAAUAUUGGAGCGCCCGGAGGUAGUUAUCCUGAUGAUUCAGGACUUAUUGGACAAUCUUGAAAUGCUUUGCGUUUGUGAUGCUGAAGAAGAUGAAUUGGACUAUCUUGUCUUGCUUCUGCUGAUUGGACCAGUGCAGGAUUCUCUGGAAGAAAGCGGUGAGAUUAACUAUUCAAAAUUGGAAAUCACUGUGGCACUGAAUCGAAGUGAUGUUGCAAGAGAAAAAGUAUUCCUUUCCGGACUCAAAUAUAACUCCUCGAAGAAAGCUUUGCAGAAUGUUAUCAAACGAUUCAUGAAGCUACCAGAGAAAAUCAGUCUGUUGCUUAUCGGAAAAGUCUUGACCUUGUUACUUGGAAGUCACUUCUACCCCAUCUACUUAGAUCCACAGUUUACUCGAGCGGCCGAAGAAGACGAGGAUCAGCCACUUCCAUUGUGUCCGGCUACCCAUCUGUUCAUCUGGGCUCUGCUGACUGAACGCAAGGAUUCCGCUGAGUUUCUGUGGACUCAACUGCAGGAACCGCUAGGGGCUGCUCUAAUGGCCGCCUUGCUGUUACGACGGUUUGCCCAUCACGCCGAAUCUUUGGUCACGAAGGAUGAGCUUCUGGAAUACGCUAACUCGUAUGAAGAGAAAGCAGGCGGGUUGCUAACAGAAUGCUUCACAGAGGAUCCACAUAACGCGGCUCAAGCCCUGAUUCGAGAACGAGCCAGUUUUGGUUAUAUGUCCUGUUUGAUGUUAGCUGCCGAUGGUCAUUCCAUGAGUUUCAUCUCGCAUCGAUGCUCCGAGCAGUAUCUGAAACAGGUCUGGUGCGGAGCGAUCGAUUCCCAGACAACCAAGUUCACAUUCCUGGUUAGCAUGGUAGUGGGUAUUGCGUUUCCUCCGUUGGUCCCGUUCACCUUGAAAUUCAAUCUGAAGCCGAUUCGAACGAAAGAAGAAAAGGACGAGGAUGAAAUUGUGGUGAAUACAACGCCCAGACAUGGGGUAAAAUUCGAAAAAUUUAUUCACAUCACCGAUCUAGAGAAAAAAUAUGGACCUCUUCAUACGUACAAGUAA
Molecule: messenger RNA, 2037 nt
Organism: Echinostoma caproni
Lineage: Eukaryota; Metazoa; Platyhelminthes; Trematoda; Plagiorchiida; Echinostomatidae
Source: the annotation of a GenBank genome assembly